AUGCGGUCCUUUUUUAACAUUGCAUUACUAUUCUCUUUCAUAGCAUGCGUAAUUGACGCUUUGCAUAUUGAGGUUCCUGCAUUACCACGUCCUGAACCAGUUUGUAUUCGUGAUUUCGUCCAGGAAAAUCAAUUGGUUGUCGUUAAUAUUAAUACCGACGGGUAUAAAGGAGAUGGCCAAAGAUUGGAUAUAACCAUAAUCGAUUCAGUGGGAAAUCUGUAUGCUACUAGAAAAGACAUUGCCGGAAAAGUCAAGGUUGCUUUCACUUCUCAACACAAUGCUGCCAUUGAUCUUUGCUUUUACAACUAUCAGGAACAACAAUGGAAAAAACAUGGUUCAAGAGAAGCUUCGGUGAGGUUGAUUGAAUUGGAAGUUGAAAGUGGAGCUGCUGCAAGAGAUUGGAAUGCAUUACAAGCUAGUGAAAAGUUGAAACCUGUGGAAGUUGAAUUGAAAAAGAUUGAGAGUUUGACCGGUGAAAUCGUUCAAGAGUUGCAAUACUUGAAAAGAAGAGAAGAAAGGAUGAGGGAUACAAAUGAAUCUACAAACUCAAGAGUCAAAUGGUUUUCAAUCAUUGUUAUUUUCUCUUUGGUUGGAUUUGGCGGUUGGCAAAUUCAAUACUUGAGGCACUAUUUCAAGGUGAAACACAUUAUCUAG
Messenger RNA from Lodderomyces parapsilosis, 654 nucleotides. It is a transcript of the gene ERV25, whose product is annotated as Erv25p. Gene Ontology annotation, biological process: endoplasmic reticulum to Golgi vesicle-mediated transport; Golgi organization; intracellular protein transport. Lineage: Eukaryota; Fungi; Ascomycota; Pichiomycetes; Serinales; Debaryomycetaceae. The transcript has a single exon. Gene Ontology annotation, cellular component: endoplasmic reticulum; endoplasmic reticulum-Golgi intermediate compartment; COPII-coated ER to Golgi transport vesicle. The record is from RefSeq and is a predicted model, not a curated record. Bases 1 to 654 code for a protein of 217 amino acids.